Quercus robur (English oak) is the source of this 1307-nucleotide messenger RNA. RefSeq lists its product as uncharacterized. NCBI's taxonomy places the organism in Eukaryota, Viridiplantae, Streptophyta, Magnoliopsida, Fagales, Fagaceae. Bases 391 to 990 code for a protein of 199 amino acids. Gene Ontology annotation, cellular component: cytoplasm; nuclear exosome (RNase complex). Gene Ontology annotation, molecular function: RNA binding. Gene Ontology annotation, biological process: RNA processing. The record is from RefSeq and is a predicted model, not a curated record. The transcript is spliced from 6 exons.
GAGGAAAUCUUUUGGGCCACUUUUUCUCUUCUCCUCACUUUUCCUUCCAACUAAUUAUUAGGCUUCAAUAUUAAGAUGGGUUCAAUUUGGAUAAUUAUUAAACCUUAUAAUCAAUAAGUGUAUGACCCAAAAUCUCUCUUUCUUGCAUUUUGGCCCAUGGCUUAAUUUUUUUUCUUUGAACUUAUCGUGUCUUUUUUAUUAAAAAAAAAAAAAAAUUGCAAUUUUGAUUUUUGAGCCAAAUUUCUUCGGUGACCGGAAUUUAAAGUUAUUACUUUACCCAACCAAGAACCAUAAUAAGUCCCUCUCUGUCCGCGCCGCUACAAUUGCUCUCUGCAUUGCACCGUCUAAAGCACAGUGUUAGAGAGAGAGAGAGAGAGAGAGAGAAAGAGAAUGGAAGAGGCAGCGGCGGCGGAGGUGGUGGUGGUGACGCCAGGAGAAGUGCUGGGAAAAGCAAGCCAAGUGAGAGCAGGGAGAGGCGCCUACGUGGCUCCUCACAACAACUUGGUCUACGCUUCCCUCACUGGUUUCCGACGCACCCUAUCCCCUCCCCCUAACUCCCCCGACCAGAGACCCACUGUGGAAGUAACUGGUCACAAAGCCCAUGGUGCUGUUCCCGAACCCGGAUCGGUUGUUAUUGCAAGAGUUACUAGAGUGACAGCCAGAGUGGCUUCAGCUGAUAUUAUGUGUGUUGGUCCCAAGUCUGUUCGAGAAAAAUUUACUGGAUCAAUCAGGCAGCAAGAUGUUAGAGCAACUGAGAUUGAUAAAGUGGAUAUGCACUUAUCUUUUCGCCCCGGUGACAUUAUUAGAGCUGUUGUGCUGUCCCUUGGAGAUGCACGGGCUUAUUAUCUAUCAACUGCAAAGAAUGAACUGGGUGUUGUGUCGGCGGAGAGCACAGCAGGUGAAACAAUGGUUCCAAUAAGUUGGACCGAGAUGCAGUGCCCAUUAACUGGUCAAAUUGAGCAAAGAAAGGUUGCUAAGGUUGGAGGUUGACAUGAAAAUAAUCAGACUAAGCUACAGUGUCUCCAAUCUGCAUUUCGUUUCCCUAAAUUUCUGAUGGGGAAAGUAUAGGAAUGUAUCAUUUUUGUCAGAAUAUGAUUAUUUUUUGUUACAGGAUUCAGUAGUGCCUUUCUAUGAUUAUGUUUGUUAGGCGGUAUCUUACAUUACUAAGUUCUCCCAAGCACUAUGUACAUGUAGCAUAGACUUAGGGUUUUCAAAUUGGACAUAGAAAAUCUACUUCUCAGACUACAAUUGCAUCAUUUUAACUUCAUAAAAGCAUUUGUUCCGGAUGAAAAUAUUACUUUCGAGUA